Messenger RNA from Ceraceosorus guamensis, 975 nucleotides. RefSeq lists its product as hypothetical. NCBI's taxonomy places the organism in Eukaryota, Fungi, Basidiomycota, Exobasidiomycetes, Ceraceosorales, Ceraceosoraceae. The record is from RefSeq and is a predicted model, not a curated record. The transcript is spliced from 6 exons. The coding region runs from base 1 to 975 and encodes 324 amino acids.
AUGCCUCACGCGCAGGAAGAUCAGACUGACGCCCAGCGUGUGGCCCAGGCCACUGUGAUCUACUUAGAAUGUCUGUUCAGUAUCAUGGUCUGGGACUGGCUGGCGAGCUUGCCUACGGAGUGGCACCUGGUCUGGUUGCCAGUCACAAAAAGUCUGAGAGCGACGGAAAAGGAUGCCGCCUCUCGAGCACCACUUCAGGUCAAAUUACUCAGGAGCGCAUCGCUGCUGUGCUUUGUCGUGGUGCGCUACCUUGCUUUGAUCGAGUUCGCGCUAUUCGUUUGGGCAGUCAACGUCGUCUGGACCUACGAUGAAUGCGCACGCAUCCAGCAUUUCUUCCCUUACGCUAGUGGACUAGUGGCACUGGCUGCGAACGGCAUCAUGUGCCUCCGCGUCAUGGCCAUCUGGAGUCGAGACAGGCUCGUUUCUAUGUCGCUUGGAGGCAUGCUCGUCGUCGUUGUCGCCCUCGUCCUUUGGGGCUGUCAAUACACAUCGCCACCCGAAGGCAUCACCGCGUGCAUACCAACGCCGACAUCGACUCAUCUCAAUGUCCUCUAUCUCGCGCCAAUGGUCUACGACUUUAUCAUCUUGGUUCUCACUCUGACGCGGGCCAUCAUGCUCAACCGAUCUGGUCUCAUCGGGCCACUGCUCCGCACCAUCGUCAGAGAUGGCAUACUAUACUUUUUCGCGGUCUUCACGUGUAACCUUCUUGCCGUUGUUUUCGAAUUGCAGACGGCGCAACCCUUGCUUCGACCCAUCAAUGCAUCCCUCGCAACGAUUGGAACCUCCAUCUUCUGUUCCAAGAUUUUCUUCGCCCUCAAGCGCGCCACCAGUGCGCAGAUCAAGCGAAAUCAAAGCCAAAGUCUGCCCAGCUCUGGCCCUUACCCGCUCAAUGCCAUUCCGCCCUUCGGAUCAAAAGCCAGUAAGGCAGAACUCUUUUGGAAGCGAGAACUACGCGCUUCGCCAGGACGCCUUUGA